This is a messenger RNA of Ipomoea triloba (trilobed morning glory), 1045 nucleotides long. RefSeq names its product probable inactive receptor kinase RLK902. Bases 53 to 967 code for a protein of 304 amino acids. NCBI's taxonomy places the organism in Eukaryota, Viridiplantae, Streptophyta, Magnoliopsida, Solanales, Convolvulaceae. The transcript has 2 exons. The record is from RefSeq and is a predicted model, not a curated record. Gene Ontology annotation, molecular function: ATP binding; protein kinase activity. Gene Ontology annotation, biological process: protein phosphorylation.
AUAGCAAAGAAAACAGGCCGGCCUGCAGGAAUUAAAGAAAGCUGUAAAAAUAAUGGCCUGGAGCCCUGAUUCCAUUGUUAAAAGCAAGCUGGUUUUCUUUGGCGAUGGAGAUGGGUAUGAAUUGGAGGAUUUGUUGCGGUCGACGGCGGGCGUGCUGGGAAAGGGGACGUUCGGGACAAGUUACAAAUCGGAGCUGCCGGAGAAAUCUGCAGUGGCUGUGAAGAGAUUGAAGAUUGGUUGCUUGCCGGUUGAUGAAUUUACAGAGAGGGUUCAUGAGGUGGGGAAGAUGAUGACACAUGAAAAUCUUCUUCCACUUAAAGCAUAUUGUUGGCAUCACACUGAAAUUCUUCUGGUUUAUGAUCAUAUGAGCAUGGGAAGCUUGGCUUUCAGGUUACAUGGAAAUGAAGGUAAAAACAAGGCUUCACUGAAUUGGGAAGUCAGGACCAGCAUUGCCUAUGGUGUAGCCAAUGCCAUCCAAUCUCUCCAUGCUCAAGGCUCAACCAUUUGCCAUGGCAACAUCAGAUCAUCAAACGUUUUCCUAACAAAUUUCUUGGAAGUCCGGGUGUCGGAGUUCUGCCUAGCGCGACUCCUCUCCCCGGACUCCAAACUAGACCUCGUUCCAGGCUACCGCGCACCAGAAGUGACGGGUCCCCACCAGGUCUCCCACCAGUCAGAUGUCUAUAGUUUCGGAGUUCUGCUCCUGGAACUGCUAACCGGGAAGGCCCCAUUGGACGCCUUCGCGAGAAACAAUGGGGUCGAUUUGCCUAAUUGGGUUCGGGCCAUGUUUCGGGAGAAACCAAUCUGUGAUGUUUUUGACAGUACAUUGGCAAAGGCAGAAGGCAAUGCAGAGCAACUGGUUCAGUUACUACAAGUUGCCAUUUGUUGUACUUUUCAGUAUCCUAACAAAAGGCCUUCUAUGGCUGCAGUGGCUGACCAGAUCAAGAAAACUUGUAGUUUAUGGUUUUGAUACUAAAAGGAUGAAAUCAAUUUUUUGUUUCUCAAAAUAAGAAAUUUAUAUCACAAUGGAAAGUUUAAAUAGUCACAA